UAAAUUGCUCAAAUUAAAUUCAAAGUAAAUUUAGUUGGAAAGAAACAAUUAGCUUAAUUUGUUUGUAAAUAAACACUUAAAAAGAUCUUGAACUCGCUGAAAUAACUCCGCACCUCUUGUAGCAGUGUAGUGUUCUUCAGCGCUUGGCACUCUGGCCACACUUAACCCGCUGCAUUUUCCUAACAUCGUGAAAAAAUCGGCGCGCCAUUUCUGUCCACCGUUUGCGUCCGACUCGCUCUGUUUUUGCAGACUUGACAAAUUCGCCAGUGUUUAUUUGUUUGAAGCGGAGCCUGGCCUGCCCCCGACGACAUCCGCACAGGCCCCGCCGCCCUAGAUUGAGCAACGUGGUGAAAUCGCAGCAUUGCUCACUCGCAUUCCGUCGAAGAACAAAGGAGGGGAGCUCCCGAGUGUAUGUGUUUAUUAUCUGAGAAGUGGCAGUGAGCAACAUGUUUGGCGGCACGAAACCCACCUUCGGCGCCACACCGGCGGCCACGAGCUUUGGCGGCUUCAGCGGCACCUCGGCGGCCGCUCCGUUUGGCCAGUCGGCGUUUGGCAAGCCGGCGGCCCCGGCGUUUGGGAACACCUCAACCUUUGCCGCCCAGCCGGCGCAGCAGUCGCUCUUUGGGGCGGCGGCCACGCCGGCGCAGCCAGCUGGAGGACUAUUCGGGGCCAACACGUCCACGGCCUUCGGGAGCACCGCCACAGCGCAGCCCACGGCAUUUGGAGCCUUCUCGCAACCGCAGCAGACCUCGAACAUUUUUGGAUCCACCCAGGCGGCUGGGAGCACCUCCCUCUUCGGCCAGUCGACGCUUCCCGCCUUUGGAGCCGCCAAGCCGACAAUGACGGCCUUUGGACAGACGGCUGCGGCCCAGCCCACGAGUUCUUUGUUUGGCCAACCGGCUGCCGCGACCAGCACGACGGGAUUCGGAUCCUUUGGUACCACGGCGCCCACGACCACAAGUGUCUUCGGCAGCGGCACCGCCUCGGCCUUUGCCCAGCCCCAGGCCACCGCUGUGGGGGCUGCCGGGGUCAAUACGGGCACAGCCGUGGUCAAGUACCAGCCCACCCUGGGCACCGAUACGCUGAUGAAGAGCGGACAGCCGAAUAGUGUGAACACCAAGCAGCACUGCAUCACGGCCAUGAAGGAGUACGAGGGCAAGUCGCUGGAGGAGCUGCGCCUGGAAGACUAUAUGUGUGGGCGCAAGGGCCCGCAGGCGGGCAGUGCUCCAGGGGCCUUCGGAUUCGGCAGUCAGGUGACCCAGCCCGCCCAGCCGGCGGCCGGUGGAUUGUUUGGCAACACUGCUCAGCCGAGCACGGGUCUGUUUGGCCAGACGGUGACCGAGAAUAAGAGCAUGUUUGGAACCACCGCCUUUGGGCAACAGCCGGCGACUAAUAGUGCCUUCGGGGCACCGGCCCAGCAGAACAACUUCCUGCAGAAGCCCUUUGGAGCCGCAACCACCACGCCAUUUGCCGCCCCGGCAGCAGACGCAUCAAAUCCUUUCGGAGCAAAGCCCGCCUUUGGGCAGGGUGGAAGUUUGUUUGGACAGGCACCUGCAACCAGUGCAGCUCCAGCUUUCGGGCAAACGAACACCGGAUUUGGAGGAUUCGGCUCCACUGCUGGCGCAACGCAGCAGACUUCUCUAUUCGGAGCUACACCUGCCGCCGAUCCCAACAAGUCGGCCUUUGGGCUUGGUACCUCUCAACCCGCAGCCACAACAGGAUUUGGUUUUGGAGCUCCAGCCACGAGCACCGCAGGCGGAGGACUCUUCGGAAACAAGGCAGCAACAAGCUUCGCUGCGCCCGCCUUCGGAGCCACCUCCACUGCCAGCACCCCGUUCUCAAACUUUGGCCUCAACACCAGCACAGCCGCAACAGGAGGAGGUCUCUUCAACUCGGGUAUGAACAAGCCAGCCACCUCGGGAUUCGGAGGUUUUGGAACCACCAGCGCAGCACCUCUUAAUUUCAACGCAGGCAACACGGGAGGAUCGCUUUUCGGGAAUACGGCCAAGCCGGCAGGAGGUCUAUUCGGCGGAGGAACCACAACCUUGGGUGGCACGGGAGCUGCUCCAACAGGCGGAUUAUUUGGAGGCGGUACUAGCGGCUUCGGAGGCGUCGGUGGUUCCUUGGGCGGGGGCGGCUUUGGAAUGGGAACGAACAACUCGUUAACCGGAGGUCUCAUGGGCGCUCAGCCUACAAUAGGUAUUAUGACGCCCUCGCACCAGCCCAUACAUCAGCAGAUCCUGGCCAGGGUCACAUCGCCCUACGGAGAUUCGCCCAUUUUCAAGGAUCUGAAGCACAGCGACGAGGCAGACGCAACCAGGGCCACAAAUCCAGCUGCCCAGCAGGCAGUGCUGGACAUGAGCAGCAAUCAGUACAAGAUAGCCACCAAGAACAGUCCAGCCCCAGUAAAGGUGAAGGCGCUGGGCAGCACCCUGAACAAAAAAUCACUGUUCGAUGGUCUCGAGGAGUUCGAUGCGACAGUGGAAGGCUUCAAUCUUAAGCCCAAUGCCAAGCGUUUGGUUAUUAAGCCCAAAGUAAGGAACGUAGAGAGCGCAAAUCCGUCCAACUCCAUUGGCAGCGCUCCCAACACUCCGCUGUCUCGUCCCAAAGCGGCAACUCCCGGCAAAGAACGCGAAUCCUUCGGCGGAGCCAUUCCUAGUGAACCAGCACCACCAGCAGGGAACUCUCCCGGAACAGCAAAUGGACGGGAAAGCCAGGAUAUCAGUCGUCGUGAGUCAUGGCUGCAUCCCAACAACCUUGAGAAGGUACGUCAGCAUAAUAUUCAGACCGGAUUGGACCAGGGAUCGCCCCAUAACAGCACCCUGAACGAGCUGGUGCCCCGCAAGCCGCUGGAUACAUACCGACCCUCGUCGACCGUUCGCCUUUCGGUGUCCACCAUCCCGGAAAACCCGUUCGAGGAUCAGGGUAGCACCAUUGCACGACGGGAAACAUUUACAUCGGAGCAGGCCAACGACAGCGUGUUUUCGAGCCGGUCUCAUGAGGCUGAUGAUUCUGCCGCGAACCGAUCCCGCCUUGCCAUUGAGGCAGCUGCUGCCGAGGCCGGCGACUACGAGUCCCAUCCCACAGGCAUUGUGCUGCGACGUGUGGGUUACUAUACAAUCCCAUCGCUGGACGACCUACGCUCCUAUUUGGCCGAAGACGGAUCCUGUGUGGUUCCAAACUUCACGGUGGGUCGCGAAGGAUACGGCAAUGUUUUCUUCGGAAAGGAGAUGGAUGUGGCUGGCCUGAACCUCGAUGAGAUUGUCCACUUCCGCAAUAAGGAGAUCAUCAUUUAUCCUGACGACGACAACAAACCGCCCAUUGGGCACGGCCUAAACCGAGAUGCUCAAGUCACUUUGGACCAAGUGUGGCCACUGGACAAGACCAAGCACGAGGCCAUCAAGGAGCCGCAACGCCUGCUCGAGAUGGACUGGGAGGGCAAGCUGCGCCGUGUGUGCGAUAAGAACGAUACGCGCUUUAUAGAAUACCGUCCAGAAACGGGCAGUUGGGUCUUCCGCGUCAAACAUUUCUCUAAAUAUGGCCUGGGCGACAGUGACGAGGAGGACGAGGUGCCCACCGACCCGAAGAAGGCCAAAAUGACGGCUAUCGAGGUCCAACAACGAGCAAACGCAGAAAAGAUGACCCUCAACUCGCUGCGCCAGGCGCAGAAGAUUUCGGAGGACGCCGCCCGUAGCUUGGAUCCCAAGGCCUUGGUCGCUGGAGUAGCCAGCGGAUUCCGACCAAUGGACGACACCGCCGAGUUCCUGUUGAUGGAUAAAACACAAUUUUUCCAAGCUGGUGCUAACUCUGACUUCUCCAUGUUCGAUGCUCCGCGUCAUCGUCCAAGUAUCACCAGCCCCAUAGUUACUUUGGCCCAGGAUAUGGUGGGAAACGAGCCGCACAAAAUGCAGCUGAUGAAGUCGUCCUUUUUUGUGGAGGACAACGCCAGCGAGGAUGAGCCCAUGGAGCCAGCUGGACGACUCCUUCGUCACCGCAAGUUUUUCAAUGUGGAACCUAGUGCUUGGAAAGAUGGCGCUUCUGAGAGCUCGAGUCAAUACGAUUUUGGACACCCAUCACCUGCUCUGCCGGUCUCUUCCUCUGUCUCUGAGGCCAGCCUGAUGUGUGAUGCCCAUUACGAGGAGACUUCGUCGAUGGCAACUGGAAGCAUUGUGGCUGCAGUCAAGGAGAAAAAGUCAGAGUUGGCAGUGGCCAAAGCCUUCAAGUUUGUGUGCAAGCCCAAGGUGGCUCCAGUUAAAGUGCACGCCACCACGGUUCCCUUGCCCAGAUCCAUUGCUCAUGAAAUGCGCGACAAGUGGGUCGCCGAUCUGGGAUUCUACAAAGGUCGCAGCUUCAAGCUUAGCUUUGGGCCGCAGAAUUCUUUGGUGCUGCCCAACACGUUCAACAACAUGCGGAACCUAAAAGAAUUUACCGGACCAGCUCUUCCCGCCUCCAUGGUAUUCGCUCCUCGCUUAGCCACUGAUAUGUCGCCCAAUGUAAUGCAGCUGGUGCAGUUUAACAUGGUCAAGGGCAACGAGGGUAUCCGAGAGAGCAUUGUUCCCCAUCUGGAGGUUCAGUUGAGCGACUGCCUCUCCGUAAAGGUGGAGGACAGUGAGUGUCCGUACAUACAUCCAGACAGCGGCACAAAACUAGUUUCGAAGCACUUCUCCGAAUCGCUUAAGCAGAGAAAUGCUGGCCUCAAAGAGGACUACGCCGUGUCCGUGUGGUCGCUUCUGUUCGCUCUCUGGGGCGAUCACGAUGAACUGGUAGACCUGGAGAAGAACUCCCACUACAUGGUCAUGUGUCGUCGCAAUUUGCUUUCCGAGUGGCUUGAGAAUACGCUGAUGGGCAAGGAUCUGCUUUCCAAGAAGGUGAGCAGCCACAGCUACCUCGAUCACAUGUUGGAGUUGCUUAGCUGCCACCGUGUAAACGAGGCUUGUGAGUUGGCGAUCAACUAUGAUGAUGCCAACCUGGCUCUCAUGCUAGCGCAACUCAGUUCCGGAGCUGUCUUCCGGCUGCUGAUGGAGGAGCAGCUCUAUGCCUGGCAGCAGAGCAAGUCGGAUAAGUACAUCGACCUGGAGCGUCUUAAAAUGUACAUGCUGGCAGCCGGAGUGCCCAUGAUGCAGUCCUCCAAGGGCGCUAUCAAUUUGCUGGAGGACAACAACUGGCUGACAGUGGUAGCCAUGCAACUGUGGUACUUCACAUCCCCGACCUCCACCAUUACGGAUGCCCUCAAUGCUUAUAACAACGCCUUCCAAGCGGAGGAGUGUUAUGCAGAGCCCCCAAAACCCAGCUACAAGGAUGCACCCACUGAUACUAAGAAACCCGUCUACGAUCUGCGCUACCACGUGCUCCAGCUGUACUCCAAGCGCACGCAUUCCUUGGAAGAAACCCUCAACCCGAUCACACAUACCGCCGAUCCAAUGGACUUCCGUCUAAGCUGGCUGCUAUUACAAACUCUGCGAGCUCUUGGUUACCGCCACUGUUCGCCUUUGACAGAGGCGCGUCUCUCGGUGGACUUCGCUAGCCAGCUGGAGAACGAAGGGCUCUGGCAGUGGAGCAUCUUUGUUCUGUUGCACAUUAAGCGACGACCCCAGAGGGAACGAGCAGUCCAGCAGAUGCUUCAACGAAAUGUCAGCGUGUCCGCAAAGGUACCACUAAAUGCGGAAGAGCGCUUUGUAGUCGAAGAGUUGGGUGUUCCGAUGUCAUGGGUGGACUAUGCAAAGGCGGUAAAGGCGGGAGCAUCAGGAAAACAUCAUCUUCAAGCCAAGUAUCUCCUAAAGGCCAAACACUUUGCACCGGCGCACGAUGUCAUCUUCCAACACAUUGCUCCUGAUGCGAUCAUAAACGGAAAAAUGGAGUACCUGCACAGCUUGCUCAUUCAGUUCGAGGACACCAAGGGCAGCAGCAUCCGAGUGCCCAACUGGGCCAACCAGGGCCAGAUCUUUCUGGAUUUUAUCGACAUCAGUGCCAAGUUUAAGCAGAUCCGCAAUGUGACCAAUAUUGCGGACAUUAAUGCGCGAUGGGAAAACCUGAAGCCUCAGCUAAGCGAACUCUGUUCGCGCAUCAGCCUGCUGCCGUGUCCCACCUCCAAACACCGCCUGUGCCAGAGCGAGAUCUCGCAGAGCCUCAGUUGUCUGGUGCAUGGCAUGUGCAUUGUCUGCCCCGAAAUGGAGCCAUCCUCAGUUCUGAAGGUGGCCCUGGAACGACUGCCGCUGCCGCAGGAGUUCUCCUCGAAGGAGCUGCGUAUCUUGCUGGAGGAGCUCCUGGAGAAGAUUGAGAACGAGCAACCAUUCAGCGAGAAGCAGCAGCCUACCAUGAUGGAGACAUAGGAGCAGAAAAACACAAAGCUUGGAGAUACAAUGUUUAGUUUAGGUUUGAAAUAAUUUAGGUAUAAUCCAUGGAUUAGCAUUUCCCUCGCAAAGGCUAGAAGGCCAGCUGUAGGAUAGGUUCGAGUGCUAGCAUCAUUCAUUCGUGACUGCUUCAUAGUUAAAAACGUUUCGUCAGAAAAGACCAGAAGAAUAAUAUUUUUGUUGAUUUGUUUAAUUGAUUUCUUUUUGAUCGCUCUCGGUCGAAAUUCUUAAAUUUAGUGUCAUAAGAAAGUAAAUAAACUGUGUUUUUAACAACGAUAA
Drosophila subpulchrella is the source of this 6629-nucleotide messenger RNA. It is a transcript of the gene Nup98-96, whose product is annotated as nuclear pore complex protein Nup98-Nup96. The transcript is spliced from 9 exons. Gene Ontology annotation, molecular function: structural constituent of nuclear pore. Bases 447 to 6329 code for a protein of 1960 amino acids. Gene Ontology annotation, biological process: RNA export from nucleus; protein import into nucleus; post-transcriptional tethering of RNA polymerase II gene DNA at nuclear periphery. NCBI's taxonomy places the organism in Eukaryota, Metazoa, Arthropoda, Insecta, Diptera, Drosophilidae. Gene Ontology annotation, cellular component: nuclear pore; nuclear pore cytoplasmic filaments. The record is from RefSeq and is a predicted model, not a curated record.